AAAUAUACCAACCAACACAUCUUACCCGUCCACGCCACAUAAACUAUCACGGCAUCAACUCUCCAGAUCUUCACUCAGCUACGACCUCCCCGAGAGCAAGGCCUAGCGAGAACGGUUCACGGGCGGACUAGGGAGUCGUGCUAGUCUCGCUGUCAACAAACCAACAUCCUCGAGGCCGCACACGCACGCCAAUAUAAAUACCUUGACCGAGACAUGGCACCUGCCACCUUCGAGAGAGUACGACGAGCAGCAGCAGGAGCAGCAGCAGCAGCAACAACAGCAGCAACAACAGCAGCAACAACAGCAGCAACAACAACAACAACAACAACAAUAUCACCUACACCGACGCCGAACCCGACGACCCUCGGCCCCAGUACCACCGCCCUCGUCGUCGUCGCCGUCGUCCUCUGCGCCGCGGCAGCCAUCAUGUCGGCGACGCUAUUCUACCUCUUCGACCGCAAGAAGCACGCCCAGUUCCGCGAGGCGUGCAAGCGGGACCCCUACCUCACGCUCAAGGAGUUCUCGCGGCGGCGCAAGCUCAGCGCCGUCGAGCGCCUCGAGGAGGAGGAGCUGCAGCGCAGCAUCAUGAUCCGCAAGUCGCUCGCCAGCCGCGACCCCUCGAGGCGGAGCAGCUACGAAGAUUUCAGCCUCGCGAGGAUGCAGCAGAACCAGCACCAGCACCAGCAGGAGCAGCACCAGUGCCAGCGCCACCAGCAGCACCAGCAGCAGCUCCAAUACCGACUCCAGCAGGAAUACAACUACGGGGGCCGGCCCGUGUCGGUCUGGAUGCCGCGGAUGAGGUCCGCGUCCGAGUUGUCCGCGUGGUCCUCGUCGGGCUCGUCUGCGUCGUCGAUGCGGCACACCUACACCGAGCCCCAUCCCGGCGUCGAGGUCGAUGUCUCGCUGGCCCCGCGCUCGAGGUCGCCGUCGCCGUCGCCGGUCCGCACGCCGCGGGUCAGGGUGGUCGUGCCGCCGCCCGCCGUGUCGGAGAUGGAGGAGAUUUCCUCUCCGGGACUCUCGAGGCCUUCGGAUGCCCCGGUGCGCCUGUCUUGAAGACGGGUUCACCGAGGCACGAGAGGAGGUUAUGAUGAUUUGAUGACGACGAAGCCCUCAUGAUUAGCAACGUGGAAACUGGCGGUGGGGGGGCCCCUGGACUGCCCUGGUGAAGAAUUCACGUACCUUCUUUGCUUAUUUUCCUUUGUAUUGAUACCCACAACCACAAACCACGACGGAACACACACAUCAAGAAACAUACAUAGCAAUUACUUAUAGUGUUUAUCUAUCUCCAACGUAUCUAUUUUAUAUUUACAUGUAUACCUG
Molecule: messenger RNA, 1320 nt
Organism: Colletotrichum navitas
Lineage: Eukaryota; Fungi; Ascomycota; Sordariomycetes; Glomerellales; Glomerellaceae
Exons: 2
Coding region: 214-1053 (279 amino acids)
Source: RefSeq, a predicted model, not a curated record